UGACUUGGAUUUUUGCGAGAGGAACAAACAGUAAAUAUGGAGGAUGGCGACGGCAUUACAGGCGAAAAUUGAGAGUCUGGGAGUAAAAUUACGAGAGGAGAACAAAUCUAGAGAAUGCGAACUGUUAGGAAAGGGAAAUGAUAAGUCCACCUGCCCGAAAAAGCCUCUUCUUCCUUUAGAUCUAACGACGAGUACCCGCCAAGAAAGACCAGCAUCUUCCUCUUUUGUAGUGAAUUUAUCAGUACCAUCACAACAAAGACUGGGACGGCAUCGCCAUUUGCCACAAAGCUCUGGAAGCUGUGUUAGGGAAGAUGACAGUCAAAUUGAGGCAAAACUUCAAGAAAUUACUAAACAGACUGGGAUUCUAAAGUUAAAAGACAAAAGUGUGGAUUUCACCAUAGAUGAUUUGGAGGUUAUUGAAGAAAUUGGUAGUGGAACAUGUGGGCAGGUAUGCAAGAUGAUGCACAAGAAUACAGGAGAUGUGUUAGCAGUCAAGAAAAUGCGCAGGAGUCAAAACAAGGAAGAACAGAAGAGAAUAAUUAUGGAUCUGGAAGUUGUGAUGAAGUGUCAUGGCUGCCCCUUUAUUGUUAACUGUCUGGGAUCAUUUAUUUCCAAGUCUGAUGUUUUCAUUUGUAUGGAGUUAAUGACAACAUGUCUGGAUAAAUUGAUGAAAAAACUCCAGUUUCCAAUUCCAGAGGAUGUAUUGGGGAAAAUAUCUGUUUCUAUUGUCAAGGCUUUGAAUUAUUUAAAGGAGACCCAUGGAGUUAUGCACAGAGACGUCAAACCAUCCAAUGUUUUGCUGGACCAGAAUGGUUCCGUGAAACUUUGUGAUUUUGGUAUCAGUGGUCGUUUGGUUGAUUCAAAAGCAAAGACAAGAAGUGCAGGAUGUGCGGCGUACAUGGCACCUGAGCGCAUUGACCCGCCAGACCCUAUGAACCCAGAUUAUGACGUCAGAGCAGAUGUGUGGAGUCUGGGAAUAACUUUGGUUGAGCUAGCUACUGGAGAGUUUCCUUACAGAAACUGCACCACAGAGUUUGAGGUUCUGUCUCGUGUGAUGAGUGAAGAUCCCCCUCUACUACCCAGACAAGGAUUUAGCGCCAGCUUUUACUCUUUUGUGAAGUCAUGUUUGAUAAAAGACUACAGAUAUCGACCCAAGUACAACGCUUUGCUGAAACAUCCAUUUAUUCUUGGAUAUGAACAAAAAGAAGUCAACUUGGCGGGAUGGUUGGCUGCUGUUGUCGAAGAUUCGAAUUUUCCCGGCACAGAAGUAUAGAACAUGAUAUCAGUUCAAUAGUUUUAACCGGACACUAUAUUUUAGGUAGAUUUUUAUGUCUAGUAGGGCCUAAAGUCCUCAGAUAAAAAGGAAUUUUAACCUUUCUAAACUGAGGCCGGUGACACAAACUGUAUGAAAGGAUGCCGUUGAACACCGGCGUAUUAGCCUCUUUAAAGAUCGUUCAAACGUAGAACCGAUUGUUGUCAAGGGUGAAAGUAGUCAGCGUGGCCUGCAUCUGAUUUAAUUAUGAAGGACUCAUCGAGUUUGUGCCGAGCGACUGCUUACAAGCAAAGAUUUAAAGAAAGAGUGAUGCUUUUUUCUUCGUUUGUUUCUCUGUUUUAUUCUAUUAUCUGUCAAUAAUCUUCUCUAUGGCUUCGCUGUUUAUGAAAUCCAAUCGGUAAUCAACAACCCUAUGAGGCGCUUUUGCUGAACUUAGCAUUUAAGGGUUGUCAUGUGGUGUUGCGGAUGACCAAAUGACACGUUGCAAAAUUUUGAGAAGACGCACAAUCUAGCCUGGCACAACAAAAUACAAAAACUAACUCAAGUAGUUUGUUUAUUACCUAAAGUUUCAGACUUUCUCUCUAUGUCCUUCACAGUAAUGUCAUUUUGUCUUAAGAUGCCAUUGAUGCACACCGUAAAAAGACUGCAUGCGACAUGUAAAUUGAACAUCAGUAUUGAUUAUUACAAGGUAAUGGAAAGCGUACCUCUCGGGAACAAUCGGAACCACUCGUGUCAUGACUAAUCAAAGUUACGUGUACUUAGUAUUUGAUGGAACGUGCGCCUUAAAAUUUGAUCUGUGUUUUGAUGUUAUAUUUUUAAGUGGUGGUAUUGUUCGAAAUAAACAUCCAGUUGUAUUACUUA
Molecule: messenger RNA, 2134 nt
Organism: Stylophora pistillata
Lineage: Eukaryota; Metazoa; Cnidaria; Anthozoa; Scleractinia; Pocilloporidae
Product: dual specificity mitogen-activated protein kinase kinase 7
Biological process (GO): protein phosphorylation
Molecular function (GO): ATP binding; protein kinase activity
Source: RefSeq, a predicted model, not a curated record